AUGUCCGAUGCUGUUAAGAGUUCGUUGAGGAUCGUCGGCUCGAUCGUCCGAUUGUAUAUUUUUCCCAAUGGUCAGCGCCUGUCAGUUGUCGCUGUUAGUACCGCUCGUUUCCAGGAAGUGGACUGUGUUCCAGUACUGCAGCCUAAAGAGGGUAUAUGCGAUGGCUUCGCGCGUGGAUACGUAUCAACGAGUCCGUUCUAA
Plasmopara halstedii is the source of this 201-nucleotide messenger RNA. RefSeq lists its product as uncharacterized. The record is from RefSeq and is a predicted model, not a curated record. Lineage: Eukaryota; Oomycota; Peronosporomycetes; Peronosporales; Peronosporaceae. The transcript is spliced from 2 exons. Bases 1 to 201 code for a protein of 66 amino acids.